Microthlaspi erraticum is the source of this 2343-nucleotide messenger RNA. NCBI's taxonomy places the organism in Eukaryota, Viridiplantae, Streptophyta, Magnoliopsida, Brassicales, Brassicaceae. The record is from the annotation of a GenBank genome assembly.
AUGUUCCAUGGAUUGCCAAGUGAAGACCCCAUUGACCACCUUGAUGAGUUUGAUAGGCUUUGUGAUUUGACAAAGAUCAAUGGUGUCUCUGAAGAUGCCAUCAAGCUGAGACUCUUUCCUAUGUCUCUAGCUGACAAAGCUCACCAAUGGGAGAAGAGCUUGCCCCAUGGCACAAUCACCACUUGGGAUGAAUGCAAGAAGGCCUUUCUUGCUAAGUUUUUCUCCACCGGUCGCACAGCCAAGCUUAGAGGAGAGAUAUCCAGCUUCAUCCAGCGAAACAAUGAGACAUUCGCAGAGGCUUGGGAGAGGUUCAAAGGCUACACAAGUCAGUGCCCACACCAUGGAUUCAACAAUGAAUCACUACUCUCCACUCUUUAUAGAGGAUGCUUGCCUAGGUAUAGGGAGAUGCUAGACACAGCUAGCAAUGGGAACUUCCUCAACCAGGAUGUAGAUGAUGGCUGGCAACUUGUGGAGAACAUAGCUAACUCAAAUGGAAGCUAUGGAGAAGAGUAUGAUCGCACCAACCGGAGCUCGACCCACCACUCGAUCGAGUCAGACGAAAAGUUGAGAAAAGAUGUUAAGGCAUUGAAUGAGAAGUUGGAUAAGCUGAUCCUAGCUCAGUCCACAAUGAAGAAAGUCAACUUUGUGUCUGCUGAGGAGAUGGAACCAGUCCAAGAAGGGGAGGAUACACAAUUUGCUGAGGUAUGCUACAUGAGCAAUGGGCAAGGAGGUUACAACAAAGGAUACUAUAACUACAAGUCCAACCCUGCCAUGUCAUACCGCAACACUGAUGUUGCUAACCCUCAGGACCAAGUCUAUCCUCAACAACAAGCAGCUCGAUCGAGUCAAGGACCACAACAUGGGUAUGGUCAAAAGAACAAUUACCAAGGACCACAAGGCACUUUCCCUGGACAACAAAUGAAUAUCCCACCAGGCUUCCCCCACCAACCGCCCCAGCCUGCACCUUCACAAGAGAAUGAGCUCAAAGCAAUGCUAAAGCAACUACUUCAAGGGCAAGCUGAUGGGGUAGUGGACACAAGCAAGAAGCUAGCUGAAAUAAACUCUAAGAUCGAGAACCUCAACACAAGGGUUUACUCUCUGGAGAAUCAUGCUUCUUCUGUUGCUGCUGCUACAAAGCAAGGACAACUACCUGGUAAAGCUAUUCAGAACCCCAAGGAACAGUGCAAGGUCAUCUUCACUCAAGAAGGACUUGUUGAAGAAGAGGAUCAAGAAAGGGUCAUUGAAGAUUUUUGUUUACUGCUGAAUGAUGAAGAGAUUGUUGCUGCUGAGGCUCCUGGAGUCCAGAUUGAUCAACCAGAAGUGCAUGCACCUACUGUGGCCAUUCACACUUCACCAGUUGAGCUCGCACGACAAGCUCGAUCGGCAGCUCGAUCGAGUCCAACUCUAGCUCGAUCGAGUCCGACCUCUUCUGUCCGAAGCCUGUUUUGCUUGAUCCUAUCAACCGGUUGCCGCUUCCUCGUCUCGCCUACUUAUGAUAAAGUUUCAGAGGUCCUACAAGAGUCUACUCAUCAGUUCAACCUGCUUACUUCACCCACCUUCCUACCAAAGGUCAAGGAUCAAGGGAAAUUCACUCUCCCUUGCACACUUGGGCAUCUUGAGAUUGACAAUGCCUUAGUGGAUUCUGGAGCAAGCAUCAAUCUGAUCUCUCUCUCCAUGGCAGAGAAGCUAGGCAUAGCUGGAGCCUUGCAGCGCCCUACUACUUCAAUCAUCUUUGGAGAUGCAACUUCUAAGUCUCCUCUUGGAGUGUUCAAGAACUAUCACUUGAAAAUUGGAGAAUGCAUCAUCCAAACUGAUCUCACUGUGAUGGAAAUGGAAGAAGAGAAGGAUUUGCCUUUGUUAUUGGGAACCCCUUUCCUUAGUACAGUUGGCGCUUCAAUAGACUUUCACAAGCAAGAAGUGAUCCUUCACAAGGUGAAUAGUUUGGUGUCAUAUCGCUUGCAGCCUAGAGGUUCAGACUUUUGUGCCACAAUUGACAGUACCAAUCUCAGUUCUAAGAGUCAUGGAGCUACAAAGGUUGUGAAGGAAAGGGUUGACAAGGAACCAAGAGUUGGGAAGGAUAAGGAUGAGAGAGGACCAAGGAUUGAGAAGCCACGUCUUGAGAGGGCUAGAGUUGAGAAACCACGAUCUGAUAGGCCAAGAGCUGAGCGACUUGUUCAAGCCCCUUGUGUGCUUGAUGAAGAGAGCCUUCAAGCUUUGUUUGAUGAGCCACUAGGAAGGGCUCUAAAGAAGGGGAGGAUGCAGCCUCUAAGGCAAGACCAGGAGAUAAAAGAAAGGAUCCACCAGCUCAGGCCCCUUCAGUCAAGCCAUCUCAGCUCACAAUGA